GCAGCUGCCAUUCAGCAGGCACUGAGGAGUACCGACGGCAACAAACGCGCAACUGCAGAUGAAGGGAGGGAGUGUGCGAGUUAAUAUAGCAGCGGUCCCAAAUACAGUACAUACACACCCCCGAAGAGUGUGAGUGUGUCCACACAGAGCUCGAACCACUGCAUUCAAUAAGCAUUCAGACGGAGAAGGGGAGAGGGAAACGGCUGCUACUUAUCUGAACAAGCUUCCACACAUACGGAGGAGCCGAGGCCAUUUCCACUGGCGAUAUUACUGCAGUAGAUUGCUUUGACGCCAGCAGCAAGAGAUACCCCAUGCGGCAAGGACGCGUCGCAUUUGUUGGUGGUAAAAAGCUACUGGGGCGCCUAUUUACCAACCCCCGCUGUUACCCUUAUCUGUUGUUUCUGUUUAUCGCAUUGUGCUCUGCUGAGAGUGUGUGUAUUCGGCACCUUGCGUUCGUCAUCCAGUGUAUUUUGGCCGCUGCUUGAAACUGACAAACACUGUUCCUUGACGCGCCCGAAACGUCUGCAGAGGUGGAGGAGAUGCCAGGGAGCGGUUGUUGUGGAGCAGGUUUGGAUAUUUUGCGAUAAAAACUACUCAACCAGAACGUGCAGUCGUGUGUGUGAGCACGCUGUGGCCGACGUCGAUAGACUGCUGCUUCACAAAUCGGAUUUUUACACUGCUCUUUUAAAAUCAUGAUUUGACAAAUGGGUUAAUUAUCUCCACGCAAGAGCCUACUACGAAGACCGGUCAAUAGAAUUACGCAUGGAUGCUUGUAUAAUGUAGUCACACAACGUUAGUUCCUGCAGAUCUAUUCAGUUAAUAUCAAUCAUCAUCGAAAAAAGCCUUAUUGCGGUAUUGUAUCAAAAUGCCGGCGGGAAUGAAGCCCCUGGAAAAGUUUUUGAAGAAACAGACAACGGCGCUCACUCGAGCUGGUGGCUUUGGGGAGAAGGCGACUGGCACUGGCGCUUCUCGGCGGAGAGCCAGCCUGUCUCGGGUGGUUCCGUUUUUCAGGGAGACUUCUCCAGAGAGCGGUCCGGCCAGGGAGGUGUUCAGCCCGGACACUGAGGAAGCACCGUGCUGGCCCUCGGCCACUGCGGACAUUAGGAGCCCGUCGCUGUCUAGCGAUGAGCAAAGCUCGGAGGCGAGUCUGGACACGAGCUGGACCCCGCUGCCUGCGGACACGCCGGACAACCUGGCGUUGGCGCUCCUGGACAGUGUGGCGGGCAAACGAUAUGGCAACUGCACAGAAACCCUCCUGGAUGACUUCAUGUUGACACACCCCAUCUUCCUGGCUUCGGACAGGUUCCAGCAGGUUCUACUCCAGCAAUUUGGUGUUGAGGGGAAGGCAGGGGAGGGCUGGCCCAGCUGGGACAGGGCAGAGAGGAAGCAGGCUGUGCUGAGUGUUGCCUUCCGCUACCUGGACACAUACAGAGAACUGCUGCAGGAAGAGGGCGAGAGGUCCAACAGCUUCCCCAAGGAGCUAUAUCUGUGUGCAGUCCAAGAACUCAGUCAGUUCCCUGAGCUCGUGGAAGACGUGCUAAAGCUUCAGCGCUGGACCGAGAUCCUCCAAUGCCCCAGCUCAGAGGAGGACAAGGAGAUUCGGAAGAAGCAGGUCCGUCCUCUUUUCCGCCACUUCCGCCGCAUCGAUGCCUGUCUGCAGCCCAGAGAGGCCUUCCGGGGCUCAGAUGAGAUCUUUUGCAGGGUGUACACACCGGACCACUCGUACGUGACGAUCCGCAGCCGUCUGUCGUGCCGCGUGGGGGAGAUCCUGGCGCUAGUCAGGGAGAAGCUGCUGUACAGCGAAGACCAGCCAACCCAACCUGGCAACCUGCUGCUGGUGGCUGUCACCUCCGCCGGGGAGAAGGCCGCUUUCCGGCCUAGCGACGAGGCGGUCUUCACCACCCUGGGAGUAAACACUCACCUGUUUGCCUGCGAGCCCUCCGAGCUGGAAAGCUUGCUUCCCUUACCUGAGGAGAUCCACUGGUCGCCCGGUGACAGUAAACUCCAUGACAUGAGUGCUGAGGAGGUAGCCACUCAGCUUGUGGUGUUCGACUGGGAGCUCUUCAGCUGCGUGCACGAGGUGGAGUUUGUGUGCUAUGUGUUCCACGGUGAGCAGGCUCGCUGGCGCCCCCUCAACCUUGAACUGGUACUGCAGCGAUGCAGCGAGGUGCAGCAUUGGGUCGCCACCGAGAUCCUGCAGUGCCAGUCGCUGCCCAAGAGGGUGCAGCUCCUCCGCAAGUUCAUCAAGAUCGCAGCUCUGUGUAAGCAGCAGCAGGACCUGCUGUCCUUCCUAGCUGUUGUUCUGGGGCUGGACAACCCUGCAGUCAGCCGCCUUCGCCUCACCUGGGAGGGCCUCCCUGGGAAGUUCAGGAAGCAGUUCCAGCAGUUUGAGAGCAUUGCGGAUCCAUCCAGGAACCACAAGUCGUACAGAGACCUGAUGGGCAGCCUCAGACCCCCUCUCAUCCCCUUCACACCACUGCUGCUCAAAGACCUGACCUUCCUCCACGAGAGCUGCAAGUCGUUUCAUGGGGAGCUGGUCAAUUUUGAGAAGAUGCAUAAAGUGGCAGAGAUGGUGAGGAGCAUCAGACGGUACAGGAGCUCUCAACUAGCUCUGGAUGCGGAGCCUUCCCCCUCUCACCUCCAGACCAAGGCCUACGUUCGCCAGCUGCAGGUCAUCGACAAUCAGAACCUGCUCUUUGAAAUGUCCUGCAAGCUGGAGCCCAAAGACAUGUGAGAGAAAGCUUGCAUGAGUGGGAGAGGGACGAGAAAGAGGGAGAUCGCCCCAGACCCACCAUAC
Coregonus clupeaformis (lake whitefish) is the source of this 2797-nucleotide messenger RNA. RefSeq names its product rap guanine nucleotide exchange factor-like 1. The record is from RefSeq and is a predicted model, not a curated record. Gene Ontology annotation, cellular component: plasma membrane. Gene Ontology annotation, biological process: positive regulation of GTPase activity; Ras protein signal transduction. The transcript has 15 exons. Bases 866 to 2734 code for a protein of 622 amino acids. Gene Ontology annotation, molecular function: guanyl-nucleotide exchange factor activity. NCBI's taxonomy places the organism in Eukaryota, Metazoa, Chordata, Actinopteri, Salmoniformes, Salmonidae.